UUAUUUCUUUAAGAUUUAUCUGUCACAAUCUUUCAAGUCUCUCCCCAAAACACAAAUCAUCGUCAUUCCUUAUAGGAUUCUCAUACAGUUCACAAAUUUCUUAAAAGUUUCGAUAGGAAUCCACACGUGCCAGUGCUGACAGGAUGAGUGGAAAACUACUGUCCGGUCUUCUCAAUGGCGUGCUCUGUGGUAUUGGGGGCUAUGGUUGCUGCAAGUUGGAUCCUUUCGUACAGCCCGUUGGCUAUAUGUCGUGCGUUAUGGCCUACACGCAUGGCACCCUGGGGCUGAUCGUCUCGCUGCGCAAGGCCGCGAAAGGCGCCAACCCCCAAUUGUGCGUCACGCGCAACCUUAUGGAGGUCGGACACAUGACGCUGAUCAACACCCAGUUCUACCACUCAACGAUGGGCAGCGGCCGCGCCCUGGUGUUCGGCCUAUCCAUGGGCUUACUGGGGGUCCUCUCCAUCCAGAUGCCGAAAGUGAUCUUGUGGCGCCCGGCAAUCGGAUUUUGUAAUGUGCUGUGUCUCCUAUGCAGCCCCCACUAUGCCAGUUCCUGGGGCACCCACUUGAUGAUAGCUUUGCUGUAUGCGGCGGGCAGCGAUGGUGUGUACUACCUAAAGGGGCUUGAUCGCCUCAGCUAUGCAGAGAGACUGUACGAAGUGUGCAACAUUGGCAUCACCCACUUGGCCAUAAAGGCUUUCAUGGAAAAUAUGUAGACAUUUCUACCCCUAGCCCCAGCUUCCAGCAUCAGUUUGUUAUAUUUUGUAAAAGAAUUUAUUUGAAAAAAAAAUAGCUCGAGACCACGUU
Drosophila pseudoobscura is the source of this 804-nucleotide messenger RNA. RefSeq lists its product as uncharacterized. The transcript has 2 exons. The record is from RefSeq and is a predicted model, not a curated record. The coding region runs from base 144 to 713 and encodes 189 amino acids. Lineage: Eukaryota; Metazoa; Arthropoda; Insecta; Diptera; Drosophilidae.